CAAAACACUUCAGCCCAUCACACGGCCCAGCAUUGCAGCGAUUACCAGAUGUAACUCACCCAACCCCAAAGCUCCUAAAGCCCUGCUUCUCAUCCCUCCACUGCCCCUAAAACCCAUCACCCCCUUCACCAACAGAGCUCCUCCCCCUCUUGCCAGCCACCACCUCCUCCUUCGCUCCUUACCCACUUUUGUUGUUUGAACACUCCGAGGCCAAGUCUUGACCGCCCUUUGCUUCAGUUCUUCUUCCGCUGCUUUGCUCCCGAUUUGGCCACGAAUCAGAGAGGUUGUCUUGUGAAAGAUGAGUCUCAUAUCUCAAAAUAUUCCGUCGGCUUUUAAAGCUCGCAAGACUAAUAGGGAGGAUACAGAUGAGCCAUCAUUUCUGCAAGGGAAUGAACACAAUGGAGAUGGAAAAGAAUCUAGUUUAGAUAUUAUGAGGACAAAGAAGAGAAAGAAAGCACGCAAGGAUGACGAUGAGAAGGUGGCAGUUGAGCAGGAAAUGGAAAUGAAGAAGCUGGAAAGCUUUUUGUUUGGAUCAAUUUAUUCCCCAGUUAAAUUUGGGAAGGAGGAUGAGGAGGAAGCUGGGGACACUGUGGAUACAGGCUCUGCUUUAUUCUUCGUGGACCGUUCUGCAAAUAGUUUGGCCCCUAUUUAUGAAGAGGAUGCAGACUUCUCGGAAGAGGAGAAUAAGCAAAGGAAACCUGUCUGGGUGGAUGAUGAAGAGGAAAAGGCCAACAUAAAUAUUGCUAAAGUUAACAGACUAAGGAAGCUGAGGAAGGAAGAUGAUGAGAGUUUGAUUUCGGGUUCAGAGUAUGUGUUAAGAUUGAGGGCUCAACAUGCUAAGCUGAACCCAGGCACAGAAUGGUCUCACCUUGAUUCAAAGUUGAGGAACAAUAGAUAUUCUGAUGAUGAAUCAUCAGAUGACGAAAAUGGGGUAGUAGUGGCCCGUGGCUACAAGGAUGUAGAAGCUGUUGAUGAUCUUCUUCGUACAAAUGAGGAUCUUGUUGUGAAGAGCAGUGGCAAAUUGCUGCCUGGACUUCUUGAAUAUUCAGUACUUGUGAAUGGAAAUGCAGAGGAACCUUCUAAAGGUCCAAUUAAUUCAGUACAGUUUCAUAGAAAUGCUCAGUUGCUCCUCACUGCUGGGUUGGAUCGAAGGCUUAGAUUUUUUCAGAUUGAUGGAAAACGGAAUACUAAAAUAGAAAGCAUCUUCCUUGAUGAUUGUCCCAUUCGAAAGGCAUCUUUUUUGCCUGAUGGAUCACAGGUUAUUAUAGCUGGAAGGAGGAACUUCUUUUACAGCUUUGAUUUAGUGAAGGCAAAGGUUGAUAAAAUAGGUCCCCUGGUUGGUAGAGAGGAAAAAAGCUUGGAAGUUUUUGAGGUUUCCCCUGAUUCUAGCACAAUUGCCUUUGUGGGCAAUGAAGGUUAUAUCUUGUUGGUUUCCUCUAAAACGAAGGAAUUGAUUGGGACACUCAAGAUGAAUGGAACUGUUCGCUCUUUAUCUUUUGCCAAUGAUGGGAAGCAAUUAUUGAGCUCUGGUGGUGAUGGACAGGUUUACCACUGGGAUCUGAGAACGGGGGCCUGCUUCCACAAGGCAGUUGAUGAAGGUUGCAUAAAUGGUACAGCUUUGUGUACAUCUCCAAACGGGACCAUGUUUGCUGCUGGUUCAGACAGUGGGAUUGUCAAUAUUUACAAUAGAGAGGAGUUUUUAGGGGGAAAGAGAAAACCUAUCAAGGCCAUCGAGAAUCUUACAACCAAAGUAGAUUUUCUGAAGUUCAAUAAUGAUGCUCAAAUAUUGGCUAUUUGUUCAAGCAUGCAGAAGAACAGCUUAAAGUUGGUACAUGUUCCAUCAUUUACUGUAUUUUCCAACUGGCCUCCUCAGAAAAAAGCCCUACAUUAUCCCCGAUGUUUGGAUUUUAGUCCUGGCGGAGGCAUCAUGGCUGUGGGUAAUGCUGCUGGAAAAGUGUUAUUGUACAAGUUGCAUCAUUACCAUCAUGCAUAGGGUGAAUGUUGUGAGGGGCAGUAAUGGAUCACUUAGAGGUAAGGUUUACCGACAUUUCCAAUUAAAUUGGUCUGGAAAGACAGUUUAUCUUGGGAUUCACUCAUAGGUGCCAAGUGCUAGGAUGGCUUCUUUUUCCAGAAAAAUUGCUGCUCUAGUUUUGACCUAUAAUGUAUUUCUUUCCUUUUUUCCGGACAUUGUACCAAAUUUUCAUUAAAUUUUUUGGUGGCAAGGUCUGCA
Molecule: messenger RNA, 2230 nt
Organism: Prunus dulcis (almond)
Lineage: Eukaryota; Viridiplantae; Streptophyta; Magnoliopsida; Rosales; Rosaceae
Product: U3 small nucleolar RNA-associated protein 18 homolog
Exons: 2
Coding region: 299-1993 (564 amino acids)
Biological process (GO): rRNA processing
Cellular component (GO): small-subunit processome; Pwp2p-containing subcomplex of 90S preribosome
Molecular function (GO): protein binding
Source: RefSeq, a predicted model, not a curated record